UUGGUUCACCACUUUAGUCACAGAAAUUGCAAAUUUUAGUCUUUAUUUUGAUCUGAUUUGCCAAAAGUAAAAAAUAAAAAUGAAAUAAAAUAGAAAAAACAUGAAAACGAAAACAAAAACACAAAACAUGCCUAAAAAUUCUUCCUUUCUCGCUGUGAGCGUGUCUGCAAAUUUUGUUUGUGAAGGGAAAUUCUUCAUGACUUUUCCAGCUUAACGCCUGGACUUCCAUUCACGGCCAAUGCAAUUGAUUGGAUCUGGUCGAAAUUAAUGACCCUUUCAUUAUUUUAUUCAUAUAGUGAAAAGGGCAUUCCUUUUCAUCCCUUUUUGUGCAUUUGCAUCAGGGUUUUCAGGAUUUUUUUUUUUUUUUUUGUAUUAAUGUUUGACUUUUUGAUUGAUAUGGGGUUGUGGUGAUUUGUGUAGCUCCUUUUGAAGAAUUGUUUUGAUUGGUUCUUUCUUUGUGGGGUUGUCUUUACAAGUGAUCUGAUUCCAUGAAUUGCCCUAUUUAGGCAAAGUAAAUUCUGGGUUUUGUUUGGUUUGGUUUGUUGAGUUUGAUUGCAGUUUCAACUUUUCAUUGAUUUUUUUUGAGGUUGAGGGUGAUAUCUGAAAUAUUGUACAUACCUGUUGUCGGUUGGACCAUUACAGGGGUUUGUUGAUUGAAAAUUAAAUUGGAUUGGUCCCAGGUUUUCUAAAAUUGAAGGUUUCAUUGUGGGCUUUUUUUUUUUAUGUAAUGAAGAAAGUUUAUGAGGCUUUUGCUUGCUUUGUGGGCUUUAGGUCUCGAUGAAAUGAAAAGGUCUGUGUUUGAUUGUAAAGAUAAUUCAAGGGCAAAUGGGUGUGAUGAGAGCAGGUUGUUUCAUUUUUUUGGUAGUUCUACUUUGUGGAUCAUUAAUGAUCACCUCAGACUACAUGACGAGGAGCGAGGAAAUGUUUCUCAACAGAUUAAUUAAUCCGGAGACUGGAGAGGUGGACAAUGAACUGGCAGAGCUACUAUGGAUCAGUUGCGGAGAGGACUUGAUCACUUGGGGGAUCUUAUUGAGGAUCUCAACGUAUGCCUUCUAGAAGAAACACCUGGUAGCACCAACGAAAUCAAGCCAAAAAGUCAGUCAUCGGUAGAAGGGAACAUUCAGAAAUUGAAUAAUGUGCUGCAUCCCUGCUUGAAGCGAACUCUUUUGCAAUGUAUAAGAAAGAAUACCAGGUAUCUUGAGUUCUUACUUCCGAGGCCUGAUGCUCCUAGGCAGAAACUGGACCCUCAAUCACAUCGGAGAAUUGCUGAAUCUGUUGCCAAUCCCCUGGGUCCAUCUCAUGUCCUUGCCCCCGGCCACAUCCCAUCACAAGUUUCUAAUAGUUUGCCUCGUACUUCAACCUCAUCAGAGCCAUUUUCCCCAGUUGAUUAUAAUCAACCACUUCUUGUUGUUGAAAGAUCUUCUAAGAAGUCUGGUUCUGGUAAAAAGAGUGAUAAUGAUAAUACUAUUAUCGUUGCUGUAGUUGUGACAGCAGCGGUGACAUUUUUUCUUGCAGCAUUGCUCUUUUUCUGCUGUGGUAGGUUAAGGAAUGGUGGAGAUAUAUGGAAUGAUGAGAGACCCCUUCUCAGUGUAAGCAUGAGCGACUACUCCAUGGGAAAUGCAUUUAAAGAAGAGAAGCUCGGUCAUCAAUCACUGGAUGAAAAAUUUGCAGCGCUAGAAGCCAUUGGCCGUGCUGCCAAAUCCUCUGAUGAUUCGCUAAACACAUCUAACAAUAUAAAUGGACAGGUGUUACCACCUUUGAAGCCUCCCCCUGGAAGGACUGAUGUCGCCCAUCUUGGAAUGCCUCCCCUGAAGCCACCUCCUGGCAGGGCACAACCUCUCCCUCCUGAACCACCUCCUUCUCUGAGGCCUCCUGCUCCUCCUCCUCCCCCUCCCCCUCCUCCUCCAGCUCUUAUAAAAUCUUCUGAGUCCACUGGCCCUUCUGCCCCUACACCACCACCAGGACCACCACCUAAAGCUCCUGGUGUGAGACCAGGUCCACCACCUCCUCCACCACCUAAAGCUCCUGGUGUGAGACCAGGUGCACCACCACCUCCAAUUCCAAAGGGUGGUCCUGCUCCUCCUCAACCACCACCACGGAUUGGUUCAAAAGCCCCUCGGCCACCUUCUGGACGAAAACAUCCAUCUUCCAGUGAAGGUGCUGGCACAGAGGAUUAUGGUGAUGCUCCUAAAACCAAGUUGAAGCCAUUUUUCUGGGAUAAAGUUCUAGCCAAUCCAGACAAUUCAAUGGUUUGGCAUCAGAUUAAAGCAGGAUCAUUCCAGUUCAAUGAGGAGAUGAUAGAAACUUUGUUUGGGUAUGCACCCAAUGAUAAAAGGAAAAUUGAAGGCAAGAGGGACUCUUCUGGAGAUCAGGCUCCCCAGUAUAUUCAGAUUGUUGAUGCCAAAAAGGCACAAAACUUAGCAAUUAUGUUGCGGGCAUUAAAUGUGACAAUGGAAGAAGUACGGGAUGCACUUCUUGAAGGGAAUGAACUUCCUGCGGAAUUUCUUCAAACUUUGUUAAAGAUGGCACCAACUGCAGAUGAAGAGCUGAAGCUCAGGUUGUUUAGUGGUGAACUUUCUCAACUUGGGCCUGCUGAGCAGUUUCUUAAAGCCAUGGUUGACAUUCCAUAUGCUUUUAAACGAAUGGAAGCAUUGCUUUUCAUGCGCUCUCUUCAGGAGGAAGUUGCUAAUUUGAUGGAGUCCUUUGAAACUCUGGAGGUUGGUUGUAAGGAACUCCGAAGUAGCCGACUAUUCCUGAAGCUGCUAGAAGCUGUUCUUAAAACUGGCAAUCGCAUGAAUAGUGGCACUUUCCGUGGUGGUGCACAAGCAUUCAAACUUGAUACACUUUUGAAAUUAUCAGAUGUAAAAGGAGUAGAUGGCAAGACCACACUAUUGCAUUUUGUUGUUCAGGAGAUAAUCCGUACUGAAGGUAUCAAAGCUGCUCGUGCAGCAAGAGGAGAGAGCAAGAGCUCCAACAGUUUCAAUAUAGAUGAUUUUCAGGAAAUAUCGAAUGAUGAUGAUAUGCACUACCGUAGCCUUGGUCUUCAAGUAGUUUCGAAUUUGAGCAAUGAACUUAAAAAUGUGAAGAAAGCAGCAGCUAUAGAUGCUGACAACUUAACUGGGACUGUAGCUAAACUUGGCCAUUCAUUAUUAAAAUCCAAAGAUUUCCUGAUUUCAGAUAUGAAGAAUUCAGAGGAAAUUAGUGGAUUCCAUGAUAAGUUAAAAAGCUUUGUUCAGAAAGCUGAGGUUGAUGUCAUGCGGUUGUUGGAGGAAGAAAAGAGAAUUAUGGACCUGGUGAAGAGCACUGGUGAUUAUUUCCAUGGGAAGGCGGGGAAGGAUGAGGGUAUACGUUUGUUUGUAAUAGUAAGGGACUUGAUAAUUUUAGACAAGGUGUGCAAAGAGGUGCGUGAGGUACAAAAGAAAUCUGCGAAAACACACAAAAAAGAGGGAUCUACUGGAUCGUCUUCCUCUGAUCCCAGCCAGCAACAAAUGCACAAAAAUGAGGGAUCUACUGGAUCAUCUUCCUCUGAUCCCAGCCAGCAACAAACACACAACAAAGAGGGAUCUACUGGAUCAUCCUCCUCUGAUCCCAGCCAGCAACAUACACACAACAAAGAGGAAUCUACUGGAUCAUCUUCCUCUGACCCCAGCGAGCAACAAACACACAAAAAUGAGGGAUCUACUGGAUCAUCUUCCUCUGAUCCCAGCCAGCAACAAACACACAGAAAAAAGGAAUCUACUGUAUCAUCUUCCUCUAAUCCCAGCCAGAAACCAUCUCCGGAUCCUCGCCAGCGUCUAUUCCCAGCAAUUGCUGGGCAACGUAUGAAUGAUUCUAGUUCAGAUUCUAGUUCAGAUGAAGAGGAAUAAUUUUCUAUGGGAGGUAUUGCCAUUUUUCACAUCGUCAAGCAAAUUUUGUUCCUCAAAAUUCUAAUAUUGGAAGAUAAACUACAAGGCAGGGAAGUCUUCUGAUACUGCCCCAUAGCUUCUACUUCUUCCAAAUUCUAAAAAGUAUAUCCUGGUCUAUUGAUUUAUCCAGGCUACUGUCACGAUGAAGUUCGACAAAUGAUAAAUGUUGCCCCAGGGCUUCUGGAGUUGUCAUUUGCUCUGGUGGAAACAAUUCAUGCGAAAAUCAGUAAAAAGGUGAUCAAGCCUAUGGUGAAUUCAUGAACUUGUCAGAGUUGAAAUUUCAUCACAACAGAAACCGGGGGGAAGAAUUAGCUGAGGAUAGAUUCAUUGUUUUACCCUGAGUUGUGUUUCAUAGAGUCUUAACUUUGUGCAUUAGUAGUUAGAUAUACAAGUGAUAUUCUUGUUUUUGUUCAUGUAAUUCUUUUUGUACAAGAAUUAUGUAUAUUAGGAAGAUUUUUUCAUCUGAUCUAAUUCAUGGGAUGCUGAGGUGGAUAAACAUUUUGUAGGUUUUUUUUUUUUUGUCAGUUGUACUUACUUGGAGAGGCAACAUAUUGCAGUUGCUUUUGACAAUAACUGAUUUUCAGUUGUAAUUGGUUAGUGAGGCAACAUUAACAGAUGGAAUCUGCUAUGUUCCUGGAUUAUUUUAUAUCAAACUCUUAUUUGUUUAA
Mangifera indica (mango) is the source of this 4573-nucleotide messenger RNA. RefSeq names its product formin-like protein 5. Gene Ontology annotation, molecular function: actin filament binding. NCBI's taxonomy places the organism in Eukaryota, Viridiplantae, Streptophyta, Magnoliopsida, Sapindales, Anacardiaceae. Gene Ontology annotation, biological process: actin cytoskeleton organization; actin nucleation. The record is from RefSeq and is a predicted model, not a curated record.